Molecule: messenger RNA, 1371 nt
Organism: Prunus armeniaca (apricot)
Lineage: Eukaryota; Viridiplantae; Streptophyta; Magnoliopsida; Rosales; Rosaceae
Source: the annotation of a GenBank genome assembly
AUGGCCGACUCCGAUGAUCGUGUCGGCUUCCGCUUCCGCCCCACAGACCAAGAACUCAUCACUCUCUUUCUCUACAAGAUGGUUGUAGAGAAAAAGGCUCUAAUGGCAACGUACGACGCCAUUAUCCGGAAGUUCAACAUUUUCGGCACCGAGUUCGAACCCUCCGAGAUUUGGAACGGCUUUGGAGGAGAGCAACUCCAUCCCCAUGAUCAAGAAUUGUAUUUCUUCUCCGAACUCAACACGUUAUCCUCCAAGGCGGGUUCCCGAAAAAUCAACCGCAAGGUUGGGCUCGGAGGAGGGACUUGGAGUGGCGAACGUUGUGAUGCUGUUUAUGAUGAAGAGGGGAAUGAAAUCGGACAUAAACGAAAAUUCCGCUACGAGAAUGAAGGGUCCGAGGAACACAGUGGGUGGUUUUUAGAGGAAUAUAGUCUUUCUGAUGAGGGUUGCGCUUUCGAUUAUGUGAUUUGUCGGCUGAGAAAGAAUGAGAGGUUGUUCGGAAACAAGAGAAAGUGUUCCUCAUCAUUAUCAGAACAUCAAUAUCCAAAGAAGAAGAUGCUCACCAAGCCCAAGCCCAGUCUUACAACAAAAGGCAAAAAAGUGAAAAAAGAUGAGCAAGAAAUGGGAUCACAAGAAAAUAUGAAUCUGGAACCACAAAAAUACCGCUCUCCUACUACUCUCGUGGUCUCUGAUGAUGAGAAAGGUAAUAACCAGUUGACUCAUAAUAAUCAUGAUGAUCAGUUCAUAAACAGUAAUUACUUCCCUGAUGAUAAUACCAUGAUGAUCAAUGAUAUUAUUACUUUUGAUGAUAUUAACACUCUUGAUGAUACUAAGAUGAUUUUCAGUGACAUGGAAUGGCCACUGCCAGAUCUGCCACAGAUUGCUGAUCAAAAUCAUGUGCCCUUGCCAGCUUCUCCGGUCGGUGCCGACUCUGUUGAUGGUGUAAUAGAAGCUUGUGAGCCAAGUAAUUUGGUGAAUGAUAAUCACAUGGGCAACAAUAAUUCUGAUGAACAUCAGGAUCAGUUGCUAAACAACACUGAUUACUGUCCUCAUGACACUCUGAUAUUCUUGGGUGAUAGUGAUGAAGAAGGGUACUUGAUCAAUUCUCCGACCAUUGACGACUACAUGGACGAAUUAUUUCCAGACCUAGCCGGGGAAUGGCCAUUGCCACAAACGCCACAGAUUGCUGCUACAGAUGAAAGCCAAGUGCCAUUUCCAACUUCUGAGGUCGGUGCUGAAUCAACCAAUGGAGGAGAAAUGGAAGCUUAUUGUAAUCCAAGUCAUUUCCAGAAUCUGGGCAAUUACCAACCUUUAGAAGAAGACAUCAACCGCUUCUCCAACAAUUCGUUUGUGGAUGAGUUAAUGGGCCAUUGA